This is a messenger RNA of Vicia villosa (hairy vetch), 862 nucleotides long. Its product is annotated as pectinesterase inhibitor 9-like. Gene Ontology annotation, biological process: negative regulation of catalytic activity. The transcript has a single exon. The coding region runs from base 55 to 693 and encodes 212 amino acids. NCBI's taxonomy places the organism in Eukaryota, Viridiplantae, Streptophyta, Magnoliopsida, Fabales, Fabaceae. Gene Ontology annotation, molecular function: enzyme inhibitor activity. The record is from RefSeq and is a predicted model, not a curated record.
UUCUUCCAUCAUCAUAUCACAUUAGCUAACCAAGGUUCAUUUGUAACACAAAAUAUGGCACAAAAACAUAUCCUCAUAUCACUAGCUAUUUUUCUCUCGCUCCUCUUAGAGUCCUCCUUGGCCAAACAUAAUUCUCAAACAAUAACCUACAUAAAGUCCUCUUGCAAUGGUACUCUCUAUCCUAAUCUAUGCAUUCGUUGCCUUAACAAAUUUUCACAUUCAACCAUAAAUGGCCCUCAACAUUUAGCCCAACUCGCCUUGUCCGUAAGUCUCUCUAGAGCCCUUCAAACAAGAGUGUACCUUUUAGACGCAGCCAAGGAACUCGAGACAAUUGAUCAUAACAACAAAAGGAUGUAUCUAACCGUUCAAGAUUGUGUGAAUCAAAUCAAUGAUAGUGUUGACCAACUUACCCAGGCCAUCAAAGAACUUAAAAAGUUGAACCAAUUUAACACCAUCAUCAAUGAUAAAGUGUUGUGGCACAUAAGUAAUGUUGAGACAUGGGUUAGUACUGCCUUAACAGAUGCUAGUAGCUGUGUGCAAUCAUUUCCUGGUCACAGGAUGAGUAAAAGGGUUGCAACGAUUAAGGUUAGGGCGAAGAAUGUUGCAGAAGUUACAAGUAAUGCACUUGCUUUGUUUAAUAGUUAUGCUUCCAGGUACAAACUUGCAGCAACUGGAACCACCAAGAAGCCUUGAAAAGCUAAAAAGUUUGUUUCUUUUUUUUCACCACCCUCUGUUUGUUCAUGUAUAUAUUGUAUACAUGUUUUUUCUUUGGGUGGUUUUAUAUUACUAUUAAUCAAGUUUCAUACAAAACAAUUAUUGUAACUGCAUAUUAUAAAGCUAAUUAAAUUCACAUGCAAAACAA